AUGGCUUCCAAUUCGUCUGACAUACCUUCACUUAAGAACAUUGAAGUUGUUGCUGGAAAAGUCAAUCCACCGUCAGAGGUAUCAAAAUUGACAGUUGAUCCUAAUGAUUCCAAUUCGUCUGACAUACCUUCACCUAAGAACUUUGAAGAUGUUGAUGGAAAAGUCAAUCCACUAUCAGAGGUAUCACAAUCGACAUUUUAUCAUAAUGAUUGCAAUUCGUCUGACAUCUGUUCACCUAAGAAAUUUGAAGAUUUUGAUGGAAAAGUUAAUCCACAAUCAGAGGUAUCAAAAUUGACAUGUCACUCUGAUUAUGAGAGUGUUGAUAUAAUCGACUUUAGUGUUCACUUCAGUCCCUACAAAUCUCAGUUGGAGAGGGUGAUUUCGGAAGAGGUUUCUUUAAUUGCCAAAGAAGAAGAGAAGCUGUCAAGAAAAGAAAAAAGGAAGUUGGCUUUGUUAUGUUGGAAGUGGGAAGAAGUUGUAGAUCUAUGUGAAGAUGAAGAGUUGGGUGUGGAUCUACCAUUCAUACCACUGAAAAAGAAAGUGAAAGUUUCCAUUCAAUGUCGAAAUCGAGUCAUGAAACUUUUUGAUGAAUCAGAUGUUGAUGAGUGA
Lactuca virosa is the source of this 609-nucleotide messenger RNA. The record is from the annotation of a GenBank genome assembly. Lineage: Eukaryota; Viridiplantae; Streptophyta; Magnoliopsida; Asterales; Asteraceae.